AUGGGAGGAUACGAUAGCUAUGGGGAUAAAGAGAUGGGAAGCAUGCAAGCGCAGAAGUCGCUCAACGAUCUAAUUCGUGCAGCUGAAGUAGCCAUGGGAACAUGUCAAGGUCUCCUGAACCAAGCAGACUCAUCCUUCUUCAGUGAGAUAGUAGUGGAGUCGACUUCGCAUUUCAUCAAGGAGUUAUAUUGGAUCAGUUACGCGACAGCUUCUUCGCUUUUGCAUUACUACGGUACACGAUUUCCCUGGAGACCUAGACUCGGGCCGUACCUAGCAGAGUCGAUGAACACACAAACUUCAAUGAAUAUUUCAUUGGAAACAGGUACUUGUUGGCUGGCACAGGCACUUACGUCUAUUCUACUCGUAUGCAGUUUCUGGGAGGAUCUUCAGAACCUGAUUGCUUUUGCAAACCUCCACAGAGAAGGUGUGAUGCUUCUCUGCAGCCGUCUCGGCAAGUCCGAGCACUCCUACCUGGAUUCCACGGCUGCCAUGCUCUGUGGGAGCGAGGUCAACCCUAUUGCAGGGAUUGCAGGCGAUAGCAGACUUGUCAAGAUAAGGGCGAUCAUCAAGGACCACAGUACAUGA
This is a messenger RNA of Fomitiporia mediterranea MF3/22, 585 nucleotides long. RefSeq lists its product as uncharacterized. The transcript is spliced from 5 exons. The record is from RefSeq and is a predicted model, not a curated record. Bases 1 to 585 code for a protein of 194 amino acids. Lineage: Eukaryota; Fungi; Basidiomycota; Agaricomycetes; Hymenochaetales; Hymenochaetaceae.